Molecule: messenger RNA, 2669 nt
Organism: Annulohypoxylon maeteangense
Lineage: Eukaryota; Fungi; Ascomycota; Sordariomycetes; Xylariales; Hypoxylaceae
Product: proteasome regulatory subunit C-terminal-domain-containing protein
Exons: 3
Coding region: 646-2400 (584 amino acids)
Biological process (GO): regulation of protein catabolic process; ubiquitin-dependent protein catabolic process
Cellular component (GO): proteasome regulatory particle, lid subcomplex; proteasome complex
Molecular function (GO): enzyme regulator activity
Source: RefSeq, a predicted model, not a curated record
CCUAAAUAACACCUAAACAGACCUAAACAGUGGUACAGCUCCAGGCAUUCUAGCGCUAUCCUCUCUUUCCUAGUAACCAGUCAGGCGACAACUGCCCUCCAGACUCCAGUCUUUCGCCCGGGACUUUUCGCUUGCAUCACUCUUACCUUGUGACUGAGCCUGGACUGAGCCUGAACCUGAGCAACUGCAAACGACCAUCAAUCAGCAAGCAAAGCAAUCUUCCAUCUCCAUCCUUCUACUCUUUCCAUCUCUCAUAAUCAACAACUUCAAAAUCAACUUCUCAAUCAAACGGCGACUCAUUCCUCCAUUUGCGUGUAUUUGUAUCUACACGCACUUCUAUUUCUCCUUUGUUUUAUUUAGACACCUGGUUUGUGUUUUUUUCCGGUUAGCUGCCAAAAAAACGUCCAAACCAGUCCAGUUUCGUCUGCAGGGUCUCCGAACCGUGAGCGCGCCUCGCGAUAUCACCUGUCCAUAGCAUCGUCAUCACCAUCAAUAAUCCAUCAACCAUCAACCAUCCAUUCUACCCGAAUUAAAAUCGACGAAUCACCCGAUCGAGAGUCAAGUUAUUCGACCUCAUCCCUAAUCAACAAAAAAGAACACAUCUCUUUUCCCCUUUUCCAUCUCUAGUUUUUCUCAGACGCAGAUAUGCCAGGGAAAACGCCUCAUUCAAACGGCAACGAGCCGGUCGAGAAUGGUAUUAGGAACAACCAGGAUGUUGAUAUGACCGACGAGAAGUCUUCACUCAAAGGCAAGGGAAAGAAGGGUGUUAAGGAGGGAGAGGAUAUGACUGUCGUCGUACCACCUUCAAAGACCACAAAGCAAUCUUCUCAACCACCACCUCCGGAUGCUGAUGGGGAUAUUGCCAUGGACGUAGAUCAGCCAGAAGACCUUGAGGUUAAGGUCGACCCCAUCACCCAAGCUAUCACAGAUUUAAAGAGCAAUUUCGCCCUCCUCGACCGCGCGGUAACUCUAUUCGAUGCCAGAUUCACAUUAAGGGCUCUUAGAUCCAUCUCUUCCCUUCGAAAACGCCUCACUCCAGACAUUCUCGCACAGGUUAUCGCAGAGACGUUCUCUCCUACAAGUUCAUCUGCCAACGUCGCCAAGCAGCUUUUGCUUGCGAUCGGAAAGCAAGAUGUACCUUUAGGUCGCCAGUCGAGUGCCGAUAUGGAGAUUGAUAGCGAACCGAAGGCCGCAGUUAAGAACGGCGCCAAGAAGGAGAGCAAAGAUGUCAUUCCCGAGAUCGAUAUUUUCCUGAGCAUCCUUGUUCAGGUUUAUCUGUUCGACUCGAAGCAGUUUCAGCUAGGCUUCGACUUCUCUAAGUAUCUCUCAGAGCGCAUUCACUCUUUGAAUCGUCGUACUCUAGACUCCCUUUCUGCCAAGGUUUAUUUCUAUUACUCUCUAUUCUGCGAGCAACUUGCUCCGUUGCCCCCGUCCCCUCAGUCUCCCAUCGUUGCGAUCCGUCCAACUUUGUUGACUGCUCUCCGGACUGCCGUGCUACGAAAGGAUAUUGACAUACAGGCCUCGGUCAUCGUACUUCUUCUCCGAAGCUAUCUCCUUACCUCCCACAUCUCUCAAGCCGAUCUCCUCGUAUCCCACACCCAAUUCCCAGAGAACGCUGCCAACAACCAGGUCGCACGUUACCUAUAUUACCUCGGCAGGAUUCGUGCCAUUCAGCUACGAUACACGGAGGCACACGAGCAUCUAACGGCUGCCACGAGGAAAGCACCGGCAAGCUCCUGCGCUUUAGGGUUUGCGCAAACAGCGACGAAGCUCCUGCUUGUUGUGGAGCUGCUCAUGGGUGAUAUCCCCGAGCGCGCCACUUUCCGUGUCCCCAGCAUGGAGCAAGCUCUUCACCCGUAUUUCCUGCUUGUCCAGGCUGUGCGAGUGGGUAACCUGGAGGAUUUCGAGUUGACGAUCGUAGACCAUGCCGACACCUUCCGCCGUGAUGGCACAUACUCGCUCAUCUUACGUCUUCGCCAGAACGUUAUCAAGACGGGUAUCCGCAUGAUGAGUCUGAGCUACAGCCGUAUCUCACUUCGCGACAUCUGCAUCCGCCUGCACCUUGGUAGCGAGGAGAGUGCCGAGUACAUCGUCGCAAAGGCGAUCAGGGAUGGUGUCAUCGAGGCGACGCUAGACCGUGAGCGAGGUUUCAUGAAGAGCAAGGAGGUUGGUGAUGUGUACGCCACUCGGGAACCUGGAGAGGCAUUCCACGACCGUAUCAGGGCCUGUCUUGCGCUCCAUGACGAGAGUGUUAAGGCCAUGCGCUUCCCAAUGAACCAGCACCGGCUCGAAUUGAAGAAUGCUCAAGAAGCGAGAGAGCGAGAGCGUGAGAUGGCGAAGGAGAUACAAGAAGGAGAUUUGGACGAAGACGACCUCGGUGGUGAUUUUGAGGGCAUGUAACAUAAUUCGAACCUGUGUAUUCUGAAAUCGGAGGCGGAGGAACCAUCGGCGCUGCUUUACGCCCUUACCAAUUCAUAAUAGUGGUACAUGAGGCGAAAGGCUGCUUUUACAUCGGUGAUAAGUUGUAGUUUGCCAACGAGGGAGAAGUUGAGAGGGUGCAUAUGGCGCAGCCAACUUUUAUAAACGUCAUUUAAGGCCUUCAUUGUAAUAGAUAACUGGCAGAAAGAGGAGAACUCUUGCUGCCCUUUCCGGCUACUGCUUCUUCAUUA